Messenger RNA from Annulohypoxylon truncatum, 734 nucleotides. RefSeq names its product Mss4-like protein. The transcript is spliced from 2 exons. Bases 256 to 666 code for a protein of 136 amino acids. NCBI's taxonomy places the organism in Eukaryota, Fungi, Ascomycota, Sordariomycetes, Xylariales, Hypoxylaceae. Gene Ontology annotation, molecular function: carbon-sulfur lyase activity. The record is from RefSeq and is a predicted model, not a curated record.
CAAGAGCAAGAUCUAAAACUUCCCUUGUCAGGCCGGGAAAUGGUUACGAUAUAGGAAAAUGAAGAGAGUCGAGGAGUGAAUUAUUGAAUUGGAGAAAAAAGUAUAUAUACGAUGGACCUUUGACACCUUGAUGGCACCUUCUAUUCUACUCCUCACCAACAAUAACAUAACUCUUAUAUUCAACACCCCGCUACAACACUAUCUACUACUUGCAUAUCUGCUAUAAAUUCAACUAACGAAUUUACCCCUUUUACAAUGGCUAAGCAAGGAAGUUGCUUCUGCGGCAAAGUCCGCAUCUCUGUCGAAGGCGAGCCAAUCGCAAAGGUCGUCUGCCAUUGCCUCGACUGCCGCAAGAUCACAGGCUCGGUUUUCAGCACCAACCUCAUCACACCUACCUCUGGCUUCAAGGUUCUAUCUGGCGAGCCUAAGACUAUCUCCAAGGUUGGCGAUUCUGGCAACGAAGUCACGUCGCACUUCUGCGGCGACUGUGGAAGUACUCUCUGGCGUGACGGGCCCAGCUUCGGCGAGAACAAGGUUGUCAAAGUCGGUGUCUUGGACGAUUACGAGGCCCUCAACGAGGCUAAACCUGCCGGGGAGCUUUUUGUCAACCACAGAGUCAGUUGGGUCCCAGAGGUUCCUGGCGCCACUCAGAAGUCUGCCAAGUAAAUACGGCGAUAUCAACGAGUUAUGAAUACAGGAAGGAAAUGAGGGAAACGAGAGAAAUAAGAAAAAGG